Molecule: messenger RNA, 1956 nt
Organism: Aspergillus puulaauensis
Lineage: Eukaryota; Fungi; Ascomycota; Eurotiomycetes; Eurotiales; Aspergillaceae
Gene: PPP2R5D
Product: protein phosphatase 2A regulatory subunit RTS1
Exons: 8
Coding region: 1-1956 (651 amino acids)
Biological process (GO): signal transduction
Cellular component (GO): protein phosphatase type 2A complex
Molecular function (GO): protein phosphatase regulator activity
Source: RefSeq, a predicted model, not a curated record
AUGAAGGGUUUCAGACAGAGAGUGCACGAGCAGUUGUCGAGAGCGAAAGAUAAUAAGUCGUCGAAAAAGAAGGAUCCGUCGCAAGCUUCCUCGCAGAACCCGGCCAACCUGGGCAUCCACCAAGGCCAACAAUCCGCCUCUCCCAACCAGGUCACCCCGACGUCGUCUACCACAUCCGUCAAUGAUAUUAGAGGAAAGGCCCCUGAAGAUGCUUCGCAAGCGGGAGCGUACCCUCCGGGUCAGUAUUAUGCCGCGCAGGAUGGAGGUGCCGUUAGUCAACCUAACGGAGAACCAGGUACUCCCACAAAACAAGGGCAACCGAUGGCUCCGAGUGUGGUGAUCAGCCCCAGCGCACCGCAUGCCCCUCCUCCCGGCGCCGCUGAGACAAUGCCAGGAGACCUGGCCCCUCCCAGGAAGUCCCAUGUCUUCGAUCGCCUUCAAACGACCCCGAAGGAUAUGUCGGAGGGUAUCCGGACUCCCAAGCGCCAGCAUUCGUCCCGAUUUGAUAUCUCCGACCAGCGCCAGAGAGAGUUGGAAAAGCUUCCCGGCUUUCACGAAGUGCCCCCGAACCGCCGCCAAGAACUCUUCAUGCAGAAGAUCGAUCAAUGCAACAUUAUAUUCGAUUUCAAUGACCCUACGGCGGACAUGAAGUCCAAGGAGAUCAAGAGACUGGCACUCCACGAGCUCCUGGAUUAUAUUGCCAACAACCGCUCGGUCAUCACAGAGCCCAUGUAUCCUCGCGUGGUUGAAAUGUUCGCAAAGAAUCUGUUUCGACCUAUUCCACCCCCAAUCACACCCCAGGGUGAGGCAUUCGACCCGGAGGAGGACGAGCCAGUUUUGGAAGUCGCUUGGCCCCAUAUUCAGGUCGUUUACGAGUUUUUCUUGCGGUUUAUCGAAAGUCAGGACUUCAAUACAAACAUCGCAAAGGCUUACAUCGACCAUCAUUUUGUGCUUCAGUUGCUAGAGCUGUUUGACUCCGAAGACCCGCGAGAGCGCGAUUUCUUGAAGACUACCCUUCAUCGCAUUUACGGAAAGUUCUUAAAUUUACGCUCAUAUAUUCGACGAUCUAUCAACAACGUCUUUUUCCAAUUUACAUACGAGACCGAGCGAUUCAACGGUAUUGCCGAGUUGCUGGAAAUCUUGGGUUCCAUUAUCAACGGCUUUGCUCUCCCGCUGAAGGAAGAGCACAAAUUGUUCUUGACUCGAGUUUUGCUUCCGAUGCACAAAGUCAAGAGCCUCAGCAUGUAUCACCCACAGCUGGCCUACUGUAUUGUCCAGUUCCUCGAAAAGGACUCAACGUUAACAGAAGAUGUGGUCCUCGGUUUGCUGCGAUACUGGCCUAAAACCAACAGCACCAAGGAAGUUAUGUACCUUAACGAAGUGGAAGACAUCUUCGAGGUGAUGGACCCGGCGGAAUUUGCUAAAGUUCAAGAGCCACUCUUCCAACAACUGGCCAAGUCGGUUGCAAGCCCUCAUUUCCAGGUCGCCGAGCGUGCACUUUACUUCUGGAACAAUGAGUAUUUCUGCAACUUGGUCAGCGAUAAUGUUGAGGUCAUUCUGCCAAUCAUGUUCCCUCCCUUGUUCGAGAACUCCAAGGGUCACUGGAAUAGGACUAUCCAUAGCAUGGUUUAUAACGCGAUGAAGAUGUUCAUGGAGAUUAACCCUCAGCUCUUUGACGAGUGCUCACACGAAUACAACGAAAGGCAGAAUAGCGCCGACCUGCGCGAAAAGGCUCGACAGAGCCGAUGGGAAAAGGUCGCUGAACGGGCUGCGGCUCGCCAGAACGGUGCUCCCCUGCCGCCAUCCACGUCGACGGCUGAAAUUCCCCUGCAGCUGGACGACAUCGAUGCUCUCACUCAGGAAAGCCAGAAUAGACUUCAUUCGCUGAAACUGGAUGAGCCUAGUCCCGCAAAGGACCGAAGGCCUCGAGAGGGCUCCAUUACUUCGAAAGCGUGA